AUGUUAGACUUGAGAUACCUUUUGCUUUCCGAUAAUCAAAUAACAGGGGCCAUCCCAUCAAACAUAGGGGAAUCCCUACCCAGCUUGUAUUUCCUUUCUCUUUCGGGUAAUCGAAUAACAGGAACCAUCCCAAAUUCCAUAGGACACCUCUCUUUUCUUGAAGUCAUUGAUUUUUCAAGGAAUAAUUUGACUGGAAGCAUUCCUUCUACCAUAAAUAAUUGCUUUAGCCUUGUUGCUUUAGACCUUGGAAACAACAAUCUGUCUGGGAUAAUACCAAAGUCGUUGGGCCGGUUGCAAUCGCUCCAAUCACUGCACUUGAACCACAACGAGCUUUCAGGAGAGCUCCCCUCAUCUUUCCAAAAUUUAACAGGCUUGGAAGUUCUUGAUCUUAGUUACAACAAAUUGUUGGGUGAGGUUCCUGCAUGGAUUGGAGCUGCUUUCGUAAAUUUAGUAAUACUCAACUUGAGGUCGAAUGUGUUUUGUGGAAGACUUCCCUCCCAGCUUUCAAAUUUAAGCUCCCUGCAUGUCUUAGACAUUGCACAAAACAAUCUGAUGGGUGAAAUUCCAAUCACUUUGGUUGAGCUUAAAGCCAUGGCUCAAGAGCAAAUGAAUAUAUAUCGGUUAAGUCUGAAUGCCAACUCCUCGUAUACCAGCUCCUUGUAUGAAGAACAAUUGGUUGUGAUUGCCAAAGGCCAAAUUCUUGAAUAUACCAAGACUCUUUCUCUUGUUGUAGCCAUUGACCUAUCCGACAAUAAUUUAAGUGGAGAGUUUCCCCAAGAAAUAACAAAAUUGUUUGGUUUAGUGGUUUUGAACUUGUCGAGGAAUCACAUCACUGGCCAAAUUCCUGAAAACAUUUCAAUGUUGCGACAAUUGUCAUCUCUUGAUUUGUCAAGCAAUAAGCUUUCCGGCACCAUUCCUUCAAGCAUGGCCUCAUUGUCAUUCUUGAGUUAUUUGAAUCUAUCAAAUAACAAUUUCUAUGGUGAGAUCCCCUUUAUAGGGCAAAUGAUAACCUUCCCCGAGCUAGCCUUUGUGGGAAACCCUGAUCUAUGUGGACCUCCACUGGUCAUAAAAUGCCAGGAUGAAGAUCCAAAUAAAAGGCAAAGUGUUGUUAGUGACAAAAAUGAUGGUGGCUAUAUUGAUCAAUGGUUUUACUUGAGCGUUGGCUUGGGAUUUGCCAUAGGCAUCCUAGUUCCAUUUUUUGUUUUGUCAACAAGGAAAUCUUGGUGUGAGGCCUAUUUUGAUUUUGUGGAUGAGAUUGUCAGAUGGUUGUUGAGAGGAAGAGCAACCUAUGCCAAAAAUCAUCCUAGAAGGCGAUAA
This is a messenger RNA of Vitis riparia (riverbank grape), 1317 nucleotides long. Its product is annotated as receptor-like protein EIX2. Gene Ontology annotation, molecular function: protein binding. The record is from RefSeq and is a predicted model, not a curated record. Lineage: Eukaryota; Viridiplantae; Streptophyta; Magnoliopsida; Vitales; Vitaceae. The transcript has a single exon. Bases 1 to 1317 code for a protein of 438 amino acids.